AUGGCUGCAACAAGGCGUUCGCUGCGGCUGAUGCUCCUGGCAACUAUGGCCGGUCUAGGCCAGACGAAGCCAUUGAGCUCGAUCACUGACGAGGUCCUGCAUGGCGGCAAAAUUCACACUCUCGACGAAACCGACCCGACGGUGAGCGCCCACACCAUCAAGGAUGGAAUUAUUGUCCACGCUGGCUCCGACGACGACAUAACAAAGCGCAUCGGCGCCAACACCACGGUGAUUGAGCCGGGCGGACGCGCUGUCAUCCCGAGCUUUGUCGAUGCGCACAUUCACGUCCUGACCGGUGCCGAGCUGCUCCUUAAGUGCAACCUCAACUACCAGCCGCUCGACAUGGCCGGCGUGCUGGCGCAUGUCCGAGGCUGCCUCGACGCUGACGGCGCUGAUAGGAACGACGAGAACAACUGGCUUGAGGUUCCCAACAUGGACACGGCGAGCGCCCUGGCCAUUGGCGUGGUGCCUAAGCGGGAACUCAACGCCCUCAACACCGUGCGCCCCAUCAUGAUCCGCGGCGCAGAUUUCUAUGUCAUCGUUGACAACUCGCGCGCACUGCAGGCGUCCAACAUCGACGAGAUCACCCCGGACCCGGCAAGUUCGAACACACCCCGGGCACCAACGAGCUCUCGGGUGUCCUGCUCGACAGCCUCUGGCAGUAACUCGCGGGCCGGCCUGUCCCGUCGGAGAACGACCGUACCACGGCCGUCCGCGCGGCCUUCAAGCUCCUGCGCGAGAACGGCAUCACCACUUUCCAGGAGGCGAUGGCGUGCGAGCCUAUGGCGUCCCUGUACGCCGCGCCCAAAGCCGAGGGCGCGUCCACACGUACCAAGCCAACACGGCCGCCAUAAUCGACCGUACCGCGCCCCGCCGGCUGACGACCCUUCGGUCCACGUCUGGGUCCCGGCCCCGGAGUCGCACACGGAACCAUUCUGGAUCCCCGCCGUGCUGGAUCUGACGGUCCAAACGCUGGUUGCGGGUGGCAUAGACGGGCAAAUGCAUGUCGAUGGAGAUUUGGGGGUGUGGAUUGCGCUCAACGCAGUGGAAAAGGUACGCGCUACGAAUCCAGACGCAGAUUAUAGGAUCGGAUUGGCGCAUGCGGAGAUUGUCAACCCGCUCGACUGGCCGCGCUUUUCUCGAAAGGGGGUUAAUGCCAUCGUGAGCUUCCAGUGGGCGCAGUCGGGGCCAAACUAUAUCCCCAGCAUGAUGCGGAGCUUGGGGCCCGAGAAUUAUGGCGGUCACAUGCAGCCGUUCCAGAAGGUAACGGAAAAUGGGUGGCUUAUGACGUUUGGCAGCGACUGGCCAGUCGACCCCAUGAACCACUUCCUCGCACUCAAUGUCGCCAUCACGCGGUCCAGCGACCCGGAGAACCCCAACUGGCCCGCCUCCCGCGGCAAUAAGUUCAACGGCACGCUGCCGGGCCGACCGCUGUCCCGGACCGACGCCAUGCGAUCCAUCACCAACGCCGGGGCGCGUUUCCUCCGUGCCGAGGCGCAGAUCGGCUCGCUGGAGAGCGGCAAGCUCGCGGACCUGCCGUUGCUGGCGUGUGACUACUUUUCGGUGCCCGAGGAGGAGGCCAGGCGCAACAGUGUGCUGCUGACCAUGGUUGGCGGCGAGGUGUUGUACGUGGCCGAGGGCGCGAGCUUCGGCGAAGGAGUCGUGGCAAAUUUCCCCAACGACGACUCGGAGAACAGGAGACUAGGUAGAGAGGAAAACCGUCGGAGGGUUCGGAGGCAGGCAUCUAGGAGAUUAGGGGAGGGAGGAAGUAGCGAGGUUGUGGAGGCGGAGUGGGUGUGAUCACGGCCGCAUCAUCACUAGGCGGG
Molecule: messenger RNA, 1826 nt
Organism: Pyricularia oryzae 70-15
Lineage: Eukaryota; Fungi; Ascomycota; Sordariomycetes; Magnaporthales; Pyriculariaceae
Product: amidohydrolase 3
Exons: 3
Coding region: 1-1800 (599 amino acids)
Molecular function (GO): hydrolase activity, acting on carbon-nitrogen (but not peptide) bonds
Source: RefSeq, a predicted model, not a curated record